Drosophila miranda is the source of this 2813-nucleotide messenger RNA. Its product is annotated as raf homolog serine/threonine-protein kinase Raf. Gene Ontology annotation, biological process: signal transduction; protein phosphorylation. Gene Ontology annotation, molecular function: protein kinase activity; ATP binding. The transcript has 5 exons. Bases 25 to 2280 code for a protein of 751 amino acids. NCBI's taxonomy places the organism in Eukaryota, Metazoa, Arthropoda, Insecta, Diptera, Drosophilidae. The record is from RefSeq and is a predicted model, not a curated record.
GCUGUAGAGCCAUAGAUUGGGACCAUGUCGAGCGAAUCGUCAACGGAGAGCGACAGCGAACUGUACGACCCGCUGGCCGAGGAGCUGCAUAAUGUGCAGCUGGUCAAGCAUGUCACCAGGGAGAACAUCGAUGCCCUGAACGCCAAGUUUGCCAAUCUCCAAGAGCCGCCGGCCAUGUACUUAACAGAAUACCAGGAGCUCACAUCGAAGCUGCAUGAGCUGGAGGCCAAAGAGCACGAGCUGAUGGAGCAGCUUAAUGCGUUGCAGCAGGAAGACGAUGGCAGCCAGAGUGCCGCGGACAUGCAGCAGCAGCGCAGCGCCGCGGAUAGGGAUCAGCCGCACUACCAGAACCAGACGCAGAUCCUACAGCAGCAGCGGCAGCUGGCGCGGGGGCCUCUGGCCUACCAUGGCAGCGACCUGACAGACAGCCUGAUGUCGAACCCCGGCUCCGGUAGCACCAGCCAGUGCGGCACGCUUACCCGCCAGCCCAAGAUCCUGCUGCGGGCCCAUCUGCCCAACCAACAGCGCACCUCGGUCGAGGUGGUCGCCGGCGUGCGACUCUGCGAUGCUCUGAUGAAGGCGCUCAAGCUGCGCCAGCUGACGCCGGACAUGUGCGAGGUGAGCACAUCGCAUAGCGGGCGACAUAUCAUACCGUGGAACACGGACAUUGGCACGCUGCAUGUGGAGGAGAUAUUUGUGCGACUGCUGGACAAGUUCCCCAUUCGGACCCACACGCAGCAUCAGAUCAUACGCAAGACAUUCUUCUCGCUAGUCUUCUGCGAGGGCUGCCGGCGGCUACUCUUCACCGGGUUCUACUGCAGUCAGUGCAAUUUCCGCUUCCAUCAGCGGUGCGCGUCCUUGGUGCCGAUGCUGUGCCAGCCCUUUCCCAUGGAUAGCUAUUACCAGCUACUGCUGGCCGAGAAUCCGGACAACGCCCUCGGGUUUCCCGGACGCGGCACGGCCGUCCGAUUCAACGUGAGUAGCCGCAGCCAUAGCCGGCGAUGCAGCAGCAGCGGGAGCAGCAGCAGCUCUAAACCUUCUGCAAACCAUCGACAGGGCCGGCCGCCUCGCAUAAGCCAGGACGACCGCUCCAAUUCCGCUCCCAAUGUGUGCAUCAACAACAUCCGAUCGGUGACCACUGAGGUUCAGCGCAGCCUCAUAAUGCACGCAAGGCCGCCAUUGCCGCAUCCCUGCACGGAUCACUCGAACUCAACUCAGGCCUCGCCUACGAGCACUCUCAAGCAUAAUCGACCCCGUGCCCGAUCCGCCGACGAGAGCAACAAGAACCUGCUGUCACGUGAGGACAAGAGCUCCGAGGAGAAUUGGAACAUCAAAGCGGAGGAGAUUCUAAUUGGGCCGCGCAUUGGUUCCGGCUCCUUUGGUACCGUUUAUCGGGCCCAUUGGCAUGGACCCGUGGCGGUCAAGACCCUUAACGUUAAGACGCCCAGUCCCACCCAGCUGCAGGCCUUCAAGAACGAGGUGGCCAUGCUGAAGAAGACGCGCCACUGCAACAUUCUGCUCUUCAUGGGAUGCGUCUCGAAGCCAUCGCUGGCGAUUGUCACCCAAUGGUGCGAGGGCAGUAGCCUCUAUAAGCAUGUCCACGUCAGCGAGACGAAGUUUAAGCUGAACACGCUCAUCGACAUUGGCCGGCAAGUGGCCCAGGGCAUGGACUAUCUCCAUGCCAAAAACAUUAUACACAGAGACCUGAAAUCGAACAACAUUUUCCUCCACGAGGAUCUGUCGGUGAAGAUUGGCGAUUUCGGGCUGGCUACAGCGAAGACCAGAUGGUCGGGCGAGAAGCAGGCCAACCAGCCGACGGGCAGUAUUCUUUGGAUGGCACCGGAGGUGAUACGGAUGCAGGAGCUGAAUCCCUACUCCUUCCAGUCGGACGUGUACGCCUUCGGCAUUGUGAUGUACGAGCUGUUGGCCGAGUGCCUGCCCUACGGUCACAUCAGCAACAAGGAUCAGAUCCUGUUUAUGGUGGGACGCGGCCUGCUGCGACCAGAAAUGAGCCAGGUGCGCUCCGAUGCCCCACAGGCAUUGAAACGCCUGGCCGAGGACUGCAUCAAGUACACGCCCAAGGACAGACCGCUCUUCCGCCCGCUGCUCAACAUGCUCGAAAAUAUGUUGCGCACGCUGCCCAAAAUCCAUCGCAGCGCCAGCGAGCCCAAUUUGACGCAGUCCCAGCUGCAGAACGACGACUUCCUCUAUCUGCCCAGCCCCAAGACGCCGGUGAACUUUAACAAUUUCCAGUUCUUUGGCAGUGCCGGCAACAUCUAAUUUGGUUGUGGAGCGGAGCGGAACGAGGCGUGGCGUGGCUGCUGUACCUGUACUUACGAAACUUACAAAAAUCUGUAACUGUUUGUUGAACUGUUUUUCUCAUGGUUUUUUUCCUGUACAUAACUCGUCCUGUGUGAGCGAGAGACGAAAAGCGAGCGAAUCAGAGGGAGACGGAGACAAAGGACGGACGCAGACAUUCAAUCAGAAGGAGACAGGAUACGAGUAACGUAACGAAGGAGAGUGUCUCUCUCGCACAUGAUGACAAGUGGACGGACCAACAAAAAUACCAAUACCUCUGUGCUGCUUCUGCUUAUUCUUCCAUAAACCCCAAUCCCCAACUCCCCCCGAACAAAAACUGAUAAACGUGCAUUUCUGUUACUGUUAACUGCAACGCCCAUGUGUACAUACCUUGCAACAUAAUUUAUUAAUGUUAAGCCCCCCACAAACUAAACUAAACUAAACUAAAACUAUGUAAACUAGCUGAUCCACUAGCGAUUACAUUAAACACAUAAUACAUACAAUACUACAAAAAA